Messenger RNA from Acipenser ruthenus (sterlet), 2382 nucleotides. Its product is annotated as biglycan-like. The transcript is spliced from 8 exons. The record is from RefSeq and is a predicted model, not a curated record. Bases 196 to 1305 code for a protein of 369 amino acids. NCBI's taxonomy places the organism in Eukaryota, Metazoa, Chordata, Actinopteri, Acipenseriformes, Acipenseridae. Gene Ontology annotation, molecular function: protein binding.
UUGUACUGUUCUUUCAGCAACAUCAGUACAAGUUCACAUCUCCUAUUCUGCGGGCAGAGCCGAGGAGAGCUGAGAACCGACAGGAGUUGAAGAACACGAACAACAAACUGAGAAAGAAACAGAGCUCCACUAAUUCAGUGACAGGGCAGGGUCACGCACCAUCUCUGCACAAUACACGAGGCGAAGGUCUCAGCGAUGAUGUCUCCUCUCCUCCCUCUUUUGUCCCUGCUCGUCUCCUCUCUCGCACUUCCCUUUGAGCAGAGGGGUUUCCUGGACUUCUCGCUGGAUGCUGGCGAGGGGGGAGUCUCGAUGAUGAUGAUGAACGAUGAGGAGGGCUCAGCCAUCGAGGAGGAGACCCCCGCUCCCCCCGGCCCAGGACCAGUCUGCCCCUUCGGCUGUCACUGCCACCUCAGAGUGGUGCAGUGCUCCGACCUGGGUCUGACCUCAGUUCCCAAGAACAUCCCCUCAGACACAGCCCUGUUGGACCUGCAGAACAACAAGAUCACAGAGCUGAAAGAAAGCGACUUUAAGGGGCUCCACAACCUCUACGCGCUCGUCUUGGUCAAUAACCGCAUCUCCAAGGUGAGUGGGAAGGCCUUCCAGCCUCUGAGGAGUCUGCAGAAGCUCUACUUCUCUAAGAACCUCCUGACUGAGAUCCCGCAGGGCCUGCCCCCCUCGCUGGUGGAGCUCAGAAUCCACGAGAACAGAAUCAAGAACGUCCGCAAGGAGGCCUUCAAGGGACUGGGCAGCAUGAACUGCAUCGAAAUGGGGGGUAACCCCUUGGAGAAUAGCGGAUUUGAACCCGGGGCCUUUGAUGGACUGAAACUUAACUACCUGCGAAUCUCUGAAGCCAAACUUACUGGAAUUCCCAAAGAUUUCCCAGCCAGUAUCAGUGAGCUGCACCUCGAUCACAAUCAGAUUCAAGCCAUUGAGCUCGAGGACCUCAUCAGAUACAAGAAUCUCUACAGGCUGGGUCUGGGGUACAAUCACAUUCGCAUGAUUGAGAACGGCAGCCUUGCCUUCGUCCCAAACCUGAGGGAGCUUCACCUGGACAACAACCGACUGAGCAAGAUACCAGCCAGCCUGCCGGACAUGAAAUACCUGCAGGUGAUCUACCUGCACGCUAACAAUAUCAGCCAGGUGGGAGUGAAUGAUUUCUGCCCUCAAGGCUUCGGUGUGAAGAGAGCUUUCUACAACGGCAUCAGCCUCUUCAGCAACCCUGUCAACUACUGGGAAGUGCAGCCUGCCGCCUUCCGCUGUGUCACCGACAGACUGGCUAUACAGUUCGGAAACUACAAGAAGUAAAGCGAGAGGAGAGGGAGAGGGGGAGAGGAGAGGAGGGAGAAAACACAAGCAUUUUCUGUUUUUUGUUUUCAUUUUAUUGCAUAAUGUUAGCGUUGUAUGUUGGUGUAUAUUAGUGAUGGAUGACACCUGAAAGUUUUCAAAGUCUCCUAGCUUGUACUUCCUGAGGUCACUUUCAUCCCAACAUCGAAAAACAACAUUUAUUUAAAACAAUGAGACUGGCAUUUGUGAUCCAGGUUGGAAAUGAAAGUUUGUGAAUCUCUUGGGAGUGUCGCCUCACAGACUGGAAGUGAAGGCUGAUGGGAUAUGUAUUUUUUUUAUUUUUAUAUAUAAAGAACUACAGCUCCCAGGUUAUAGUAUUUUCAUUUGAUAUACCAAGUAGGAGGCAGGGGGUAGGGAACUGAGACUAGAUCAGGGAGCAUCUAAUAAACCGGGCUCAUCCAUCACUGAUAGACCCCCACACACCUCUACCCCCUCCCUACCAGACAACUUUAUUCUCCAGUGGUUCUUUAUUUUGAGUUUAUACCCAUUUUUUUCCCCAAAAAAUCUAAAAAAAGUUACCCUUUUUUCACCCACAAUUUGGGCUCAAGUUCUGAUUCAUUCUUAUUUACCCACCCUUAAACAGCAUCUUUUUUUUUUUUUUUUUUUUUUUUUACCAAUUUUUAUUUGACCAAUUCUUUUCCAGACUCAAUUUUAAGGCAAUUCCACAUAAAUAGAACAUUAAAUGGACCUAAUUUAGCUGUAAGCCUAUAUUCAAUGUAAGAAUCAAUUUAUAUUAGAAAUAUUGACAGUUAUUAGCAGUUCUUCAAGCUUGAAGUUCUAAAGUAUUUAUGAGCUCUUAAACUAUAACUGUGUGUCUUGUCUACUGAUAUAGGAAUAUACGUCAUAAGAUCAAUAUUUAUCUUAAAAACUAAAUAUUUCCACCUAUUUGGACCCUGUUUUUCAUUCAAUUUAAGAUAAAAACACCCAAAUGAAGAGUCGCAUCUUUAGUGUAAAGAAUAGGUUGUUUUAUUUUUGUUUUGUCUUAUUGUUCUUGUUUUUUGUCAUUUCUAAAGAAUAAAAAAAAAUGCUUUAUUGGUA